AUGCUGGCGCGCCAUAUACGACUCUCUCUCAAGGAUGGUCACGGCCAUUCAUAUGUGGCUGCAAACAACCCAUCCUCGGUGACCGAGCCAGAUGGUGAAUCUCACGACUCUCUUGAAACUCGAGAGCUUUCUUCAUCCUGCCCACCUGCUGUCCAAGUUGGCGACGAGGGCCUGUCAGCCCAACUAGACCUCGCGGGCCACUCAGCUAGCAUGGGUUCCAUCCAAAAUUUGCCAUGGAACGAAGACGAUGCUCUAGACUUUCUCUGGGACGACUCGUUCCCAUUUUCGGAGGUUCUGCCCGCAAGGUUCUUUGACACGAAUCUCUCUUUGGUUGAUAUUUCUCAGCAAUAUCAGAAUUCUCACCUAGGGUUUGAAGAGACAUCACAGACAAUUGACCAAAGACGCCCAGUCACCGAUAGCAGUCUGCGUUCAAGCGCAGCACAUAUUUCAGCAGCUCCAAUACGGCCAUCUUUUCCCGAACCGCAGCACCUUUUCAUAGAAUCAGAUACAACCCGCGAAGCUCCUUUGAUAGCCGCUGUUGACGAAAUAGACCCUUCUCAAAACCGUCAAUUGAAAGGCAACUUUGACCCUUCUAUAUGCCCUUGGAAAAUAGCGCCCUCGGAUUACGCAACGUUCUCCCAGGACAUCAAGGAGCUCAGCCAUUUGCUUCCUGAAUCGUUCUGUCUGCCGUCACGGCAUACUUUGUCUCGCUUCUUAGAGGGAUAUUUUCGUGGCUUUCACGAUCACAUGCCAUUCAUACAUAUUCCCUCCUUCUCUCUACUGUCACACGGACCGGAGCUCAUUUUAUCAUUGGCUGCGGUAGGGGCGUUCUAUCGCUUUGAAAAUGCAAAGGGGUAUACGAUUUAUCAUGCUGCACGAACACUCAUCAAUCGGCGUCUGGAACAACGCGACAGGUACACAGUUUCAAAUUUGACGAAGGCUUCCCCUGGCUUUGCAGGUACUUCGAGUACACACGAUGGACCGCAGAGUUUCGCUACCAGCAAUGAAAACGAGAUAUCCCAGACUUGCUCUCCUGAAAACGAAAAGCGCAAUUCUUUACGUUUGUUGCAAGGGCUUAUCGUUUUGAUGACAUUGGCAUCGUGGGGUGAUCGUUCUGUUAUAGGAGACUCACUCGCAAUGUCCGGCCAAGUCGCCUUGCUAGUACGUGAGCUCGGCAUAUCUGCAUCUGGCCCGGGCCACGAAACAUCCUCCUGGCAAAAAUGGGUCGAGCAGGAGGAACACCGCAGAACGUUAUGGGUGGCUUAUUAUCAGUUCAACUUGCAAAGCAUCGCCUUUAAUGUGCCACCAAUGAUUCUGAACCAGGAAGUACUGUUGACACUGCCAGCUUGCGGAGAAGAAUGGAAAGCACGCGAUGCUCAAGAAUGGACACGCAUGCGAACUUUUCAUACGCCCGAUUCAAGGAACUUCCAGCACGUUUUGGGACAACUCUAUCAAGGCCAUCAGAUCCACAAGCCAAACGCAAUUUCUGCCUUUGCAAAUUAUGUUCUCAUCCACGGCUUACUGCAAGAGAUCUUCUUUGCCCGCAAUACAGCUUCUUUCGAGGAACACAAGAGAUCUCUCCUAGCAGGCUUUGUACAAACAAUGGAAUCUGCGCUGCAGGCAUGGCAGAAUUCCUGGGAAGCCACCUACGAAUCAACUCUCGAUCCUUUAUCACCCCGAGGACCCCUAGGAUUCAACGCGACGGCGCUUGUGCGCUUGGCAUAUAUUCGUCUCAAUUCCAAUAUAGGGCCCCAUCGCCAGCUAAAUACUCGGAAUCCUACGGCGAUAGCGCAUGCGCUCCUCGAUGGUAGGACUGCGGUCUACCAACGAUCUCCAUAUCUUGAUCGUGCCGUUCUCCAAUGCAUUCAUGCAUUGAGUAUCCCAGUUCGCUCGGGGAUACAUUUCGUUGCACGCACUAAACUACUGAAUUGGAGUAUGCAGCAUUCGCUCUGCAGCCUUGAAUGUGCAUUUCUUCUCAAUCACUGGUUGCAAGAGAUCGCCCUUUGUAUCGAAAGGUCAGGGGUUGAAUCAAUACGCGAUGACGAGCGCAAGCUUCUUCGUAUACUAUAUUGCCUUGUUCGAGAAGCCGACCUCACUGAACUCCCAGAUUGGGCGGAUGACAAUGCGAGUGCUGUUCGUCGUUUGGCAGCAUGCACCGCUAGACUUUGGGCCGAAACCUUCAAGGGAUUUCAUAUUUUCCAGAUUUCUGACGUGAUUGGAGAGAGUCUCGAAAUUAUUGCAGGUAUUCUUGAGGUGCGGGUAACACCUUCUACUUAA
This is a messenger RNA of Penicillium cataractarum, 2277 nucleotides long. RefSeq names its product fungal specific transcription factor domain-containing protein. Gene Ontology annotation, biological process: regulation of transcription by RNA polymerase II; DNA-templated transcription. Gene Ontology annotation, cellular component: chromatin. The coding region runs from base 1 to 2277 and encodes 758 amino acids. Gene Ontology annotation, molecular function: DNA-binding transcription factor activity, RNA polymerase II-specific; RNA polymerase II cis-regulatory region sequence-specific DNA binding; zinc ion binding. The record is from RefSeq and is a predicted model, not a curated record. NCBI's taxonomy places the organism in Eukaryota, Fungi, Ascomycota, Eurotiomycetes, Eurotiales, Aspergillaceae. The transcript has a single exon.